AAGAGAAAGCGGUCACAUCGCAAGGACUUGGGCUGGCUUCACCCGGAAGCCUUCUCAAUAUUAGCUGCCGUCGAGCUACAGGUGACAUUGGCAGAGCACAGCUGGGACCGAGUACAUUUUUCACCUUUUGAUUCAUAUACAGCAGCUCAAGGAGAAUCUUUAAGACCAGAAUGGAGACUAUUGUGCGCCGUUGUCCAUUUCUUUCUCGGGUAUCCCAGACCUUCUUGCAGAAAGCGGGCAAGUCACUGAUCACCUAUGCUCAGAACUGUCCUAUGAUGAUGGGGACCAAGCCUUUGUCAAGUGUUCAGCUGAGCACCUCUGCCGUACACCAGCAGGACGCAAAGGAGAGUUCUUCAGGCACUAACAAUCCGCACAGUGCUGAGACCAAAACCCAAGAGGAUUCCACUGGAUCCCCACUACCACCAGCUCACGUGGGAUCUGCCAGCGCUCAGAAUGCUUCAAAGUGCCCUUUUCUGGCAGCAGAGAUGAGUCAAGAAAAUAGCAGUGUGUUCCGCAAGGCCAGUAUGGCGCUGCAGGAGGAUGUCCAGGAAAUGCAGACAAUGAGAAGAGAUUUAAGUGACUCAGCUGCAAAACCUGUUGUAGCAUCUGAUGUCAUUCCACGAAAGAAGAUUGGUGUAUUGGAAAAAUUUCAAGAGCGUGUACUGCAUCAAAGACCUGACCGCGUGUCCCAUCUUCUUCAGGACAAUAUGCCAAAAGCUGUGCGCACCUUCCAAUAUGACAAUUUUUUUGAAAAGAAAAUUGAAGAGAAGAAAAACGACCAUACUUAUCGUGUUUUCAAAACGGUGAACCGUCGGGCUCAAUCAUUUCCAAUGGCGGAUGAUUAUUCUAAUUCUUUGAUAACAAAAAAAUCGGUCUCUGUUUGGUGCAGCAAUGAUUAUCUUGGAAUGAGCCGUCAUCCUAAAGUUGUUGGAGCUGUUAUGGAAACUCUGAAACAGCACGGUGCAGGGGCUGGUGGAACUAGAAAUAUUUCCGGAACGAGUAAAUUUCAUGUUGAUUUAGAACAUGAGUUGGCAGAUCUUCAUGGCAAAGAUGCGGCAUUAUUAUUCUCUUCUUGUUUUGUUGCAAACGACUCCACACUCUUCACGUUGGCUAAAAUGUUGCCUGGCUGUGAGAUAUACUCUGAUGCUGGAAACCAUGCUUCAAUGAUCCAGGGCAUACGGAACAGCAGAGUGCCGAAGUAUGUAUUUCGUCACAAUGAUGUUGGGCACCUUCGGGAGCUGCUUAAGAACUCGGAUCCAUCCAUUCCGAAGAUUGUAGCCUUCGAGACUGUCCAUUCCAUGGAUGGUGCUGUUUGUCCUUUGGAAGAAAUGUGUGAUGUGGCCCAUGAAUAUGGUGCGAUUACAUUUGUUGACGAAGUACAUGCGGUUGGGUUAUACGGUGCACGAGGUGGUGGAAUAGGAGAUCGAGAUGGAGUUAUGGAUAAAAUGGACAUAAUUUCAGGGACCCUUGGAAAAGCUUUUGGAUGUGUUGGUGGAUAUGUCGCUAGCACUAACGCCCUUAUAGACACCGUUCGGUCUUAUGCUGCUGGUUUUAUCUUCACUACUUCCUUACCGCCUAUGCUGCUUUCCGGCGCCAUUACGUCAGUAAAAGUCUUGAAGAGUGAAGAAGGACAAGCUCUUCGUCGUCAGCAUCAGCGGAACGUCAAGUUACUGAGACAAAUGUUAAUGGACGCAGGUCUACCGGUGGUUCAUUGCCCAAGUCAUAUUAUCCCAAUUAGAGUAUCAGAUGCUGCCAAAAACACUGAGAUUUGUGACAAGAUGAUGACUAAUUACAACAUCUAUGUACAAGCAAUUAAUUACCCAACAGUUCCACGUGGCGAAGAACUUCUGAGGAUUGCUCCCACCCCUCACCAUACUCCUCAGAUGAUGACUUAUUUCUUGGAAAAGUUGCUCAUCACCUGGAAGAGUGUUAACCUGGACCUCAAACCACAUUCUUCAGCUGAAUGUAACUUUUGCCGACAGCCUCUGCAUUUUGAGGUGAUGAGUGAAAGAGAGCGAUCCUACUUCAGCGGUUUAAGUAAAUUGAUAUCCGCAAGAGCCUGACAUUACCCCUAUUUAAUUCAAUUUUCACAUUAAUUCAAUUACAGAAAAUCUCUCUUGUUGCCAAGGGUGCCGACAAUGUAUUUCUUUCCAGUGUAUUGUUGACUCCUCUUGUAAUGGAAGAGUUGUUCUUAAAUUUAUAUAAAACUAUACUAUUAAAUUGUGUAACCAAACAGAUAUAUAUGUCUAAAUAUGAAAUAUAUAAAAUAAUUGGUGUUUUUAAUUCUGAAUAUUGUCCUAGACCCCAGCUGUCUUUGUCAAUAAAACAUCUAUAUUAUCAACGUAUAA
Bombina bombina (fire-bellied toad) is the source of this 2348-nucleotide messenger RNA. It is a transcript of the gene ALAS1, whose product is annotated as 5'-aminolevulinate synthase 1. The record is from RefSeq and is a predicted model, not a curated record. Gene Ontology annotation, biological process: erythrocyte development; heme biosynthetic process; hemoglobin biosynthetic process. The transcript has 11 exons. The coding region runs from base 171 to 2063 and encodes 630 amino acids. Gene Ontology annotation, molecular function: pyridoxal phosphate binding; 5-aminolevulinate synthase activity. NCBI's taxonomy places the organism in Eukaryota, Metazoa, Chordata, Amphibia, Anura, Bombinatoridae. Gene Ontology annotation, cellular component: mitochondrial matrix; mitochondrion.